Messenger RNA from Dinoponera quadriceps, 1006 nucleotides. RefSeq names its product farnesol dehydrogenase-like. The record is from RefSeq and is a predicted model, not a curated record. The coding region runs from base 105 to 887 and encodes 260 amino acids. The transcript has 5 exons. NCBI's taxonomy places the organism in Eukaryota, Metazoa, Arthropoda, Insecta, Hymenoptera, Formicidae.
CGGACGCCAACGGGGGAAUACGAGGAUUGAGUGAGGGAAGGGUGAACUAUAACUGCACAGUCUAGACUGCGGUAUCAGCAGUAGUGCAUCAGAUCUCCAGCAGAAUGGAACGUUGGGCAGGAAAAGUCGCAUUGGUUACCGGGGCCAGCGCUGGAAUCGGCGCGCAGAUCACAAAAAUGCUCGCGCAAAACGGCAUGAAAGUGAUCGCUGCCGCGAGGCGUCUGGAAAAAUUGGAGGAAUUGGCGGCGUAUAUCAAACGUGAAUACAAGGUCGAGAUAUACCCGAUAACGUGUGACGUUCGCAAGGAAGAAGACAUUCUCAAAGUAUUCAAAUGGGCGAACGAUAAACUGGGCGGUGUCGAUGUACUUGUUAACAAUGCAGGUGUGCUAUGGAACGAGACGAUCAUAGAUGGAUCAACAGAGCACUACCGCGCGAUCAUGGAGGUGAAUGUGAUCGGGACGGCGAUUUGUUCGCGGGAGUUGACACGUUCCAUCAAAAAGCGUGAAGCGUGUGGACAUAUUAUUAAUAUUAAUAGCAUUGCUGGUCAUUACGCGGAAAGCCUCAAUCUGCCGCUCAGUGUGUACUGCGCCAGUAAAUAUGGUAUCACCGGCAUGACUCAUAAUCUACGCAAUGAAAUAUCAAACGCAAAGCUCAACAUAAGAGUCACGAGCAUCAGUCCUGGCGCAGUGGAUACUUAUAUGUUAUCGUGCAUCGAAUUUCCGGAAGACGUAACAAAGCGAGACGACGUAGGUAUGCUGAAGGACCAAGAUAUCGCAGACGCAGUGCUUUAUGUGCUGGGUGCGCCGCCCCACGUAGUAAUAAGCGAACUAAUAAUAACCCCUCACGGCUUGACAAUGGGUUCUGCUUUGAAGAAACAACAAAAUUAAUAUGUCCGCAACGGGAGAACGAAGAAAAUUAUUUAAAAACAUUUUAAGUUCCAAGUAUUUUUGUUGUUGUUACUUUUGAAAUAUAGUACGACGCUUUUGUUGUUUACUUUUGAAAUGAG